Molecule: messenger RNA, 1106 nt
Organism: Balaenoptera acutorostrata (minke whale)
Lineage: Eukaryota; Metazoa; Chordata; Mammalia; Artiodactyla; Balaenopteridae
Gene: STOML3
Product: stomatin like 3
Exons: 7
Coding region: 177-938 (253 amino acids)
Cellular component (GO): plasma membrane
Source: RefSeq, a predicted model, not a curated record
GCAGCAGCGGCCUGGCUAAUUCUAAUGCUCAGGUGUAAAUCUUGGAAGAUUAAUCGUGUCCUCAUCUCUGGUCUCUCUCUGCACAUUUAGUACUUAACAGAGCCUCGCUCACAGGCAUCAAGAGUAAAGGGCUUGGUGUAUGUGGCUGGAUCCUGUUUUCAUUUUCUUUCCUGUUGAUGAUCAUUACUUUCCCUAUCUCCAUAUGGAUGUGCUUGAAGAUCAUUAAGGAGUAUGAACGUGCUGUUGUAUUGCGACUGGGACGCAUCCAAGGUGACAAAGCCAAAGGGCCAGGUUUGAUCCUGGUCCUGCCUUGCAUAGACGUGUUUGUCAAAGUUGAUCUCCGGACCGUUACGUGCAACAUCCCUCCACAGGAGAUCCUCACCAGAGACUCUGUGACCACUCAAGUGGAUGGAGUGGUCUAUUACAGAAUCUAUAGUGCCGUCUCGGCAGUGGCUAACGUCAACGAUGUCCACCAAGCCACAUUUCUGCUGGCUCAGACCACUCUGAGAAAUGUCUUAGGGACACAGACCUUGUCCCAAAUCUUAGCUGGCCGGGAAGAGAUUGCCCAUAGCAUCCAGACUUUACUUGAUGAUGCCACCAAGCUGUGGGGGAUCCAGGUGGCCCAAGUGGAAAUCAAAGACGUCCGGAUUCCCGGGCAGUUGCAGAGGUCCAUGGCUGCUGAGGCCGAGGCCACCCGGGAAGCCAGGGCCAGGGUCCUUGCAGCAGAAGGAGAAAUGAAUGCUUCUGAAGCCCUGAAGUCAGCCUCCAAGGUGCUGGCUGAGUCCCCCAUCGCCCUCCAGCUGCGUUACCUGCAGACCUUAACCACCGUGGCCACAGAGAAGAAUUCCACCAUUGUGUUUCCUCUGCCCAUGAACGUACUAGAGGGCGUGGGCGGCAUCAGCUACAGUAACCACAAGACGGUCCCUAACAGAACCUGAGAUCCCCCUGCUGCAGCCAUUGCUUAGGGAGGCACACCUGUUCCUGUGGAGACCAGCAGUGAGAAGCGUUGAGAAUUUCAACACUAUUUAAGCAGAGUAACUCUACAGCUGGAACAGCAUUAGCAGGGAGAUGCUAUAGAGGCUAUAAAAAAAGAAAAAGAAAAAGAA